Messenger RNA from Gastrolobium bilobum, 1096 nucleotides. RefSeq lists its product as uncharacterized. The record is from RefSeq and is a predicted model, not a curated record. Bases 220 to 882 code for a protein of 220 amino acids. Lineage: Eukaryota; Viridiplantae; Streptophyta; Magnoliopsida; Fabales; Fabaceae. The transcript has 4 exons.
UUUUUUUUCUUUUUCUUUUUCAGCCUUUAACCGCAAAUGCGCAAGUUCUAGCCAUAAAUGCCGACCAUGUACCGCGCACAAUAGCCAACACUCGUCUUCCAAUUCUAAACUGCGCUUUUCCGGUUCCUGAGCCUUCCCCCUCUCUCUCUCCAAAUUCUGUUUCGUCUUUCUUUCUGGUACAAAUGAAGUGGCUCCCCUAAGCUUUUGUGCUUAUCAGUUAUGGCUUCCAUGCAAGUUCUGAAACCCACCCUCCCUUCACUUUCACUUUCUCAAUCCAAUUUUCACAGGAAAUCAACUUGUAAUUCCUCACCCUCCUAUUUUCUGAAAAGGAUGCCAAAGUUACAAACUUUCGGUGUUUCUAAAUCUUGUACUAAGUUCAGGGUCUGCUGUCGAGCUCAAAAUACCGAAAACCAAAAGAAUGGAGAAGAACCUCCAGAAUCGUUAUUUUUGAAGGAAUUGAAGAGGAGGGGUAUGACCCCUACGUCGUUGCUCGAAGAUUACAAGAAAAGCAACUAUGGACUUGAUGAAGAGAUAUAUUUGAAUGAUGAAGAUAGACGCUUCCCCAACAGAAAUUCUGUCUCAACCAAUGUUGAAAGGAGUCUAGACAAUCAAAGGGAGCGAUCUGUGGCACUGAACAGUGAAGGUCUUGAGGGCUUGGUCCCUCGGGCUAAACUUUUGUUGACGAUUGGAGGAACAUUUUUCUUGGGAUUUUGGCCAUUGAUCCUCAUAACUGUUGCAUCUUUUUCUGCACUCUACUUCUAUUUGGGGCCAACAUUUGUCCACGAUGCAAGCAGUUCACAUUUAUCACCUCCCCAGUAUGUGGACCCUUAUGAACUACUGGAAGAUGAAAGGAUAUCACAGAUGGCACCUCGGCUAAAUUAGUGGCAACAUUUUACAUGCUUAGCUCUAGUAGGAAUGCUGCUGCAUAAAUAUAUGUUUCCUUAGCCUCCGUUGAUUUAUUUCAUUUUGUAAUAUAUCACCCACGAAGAACUUUGUUAUUGAUUUUGCUUUGCAUUCAUCUCCAUUGACUCAAUUCUCAAGAUCCGUCCUUUCCAUUUUGCGCAUAUUAUAUAAUUUAAAUAAGAUGAAAGCCCAU